Molecule: messenger RNA, 6496 nt
Organism: Rhipicephalus sanguineus (brown dog tick)
Lineage: Eukaryota; Metazoa; Arthropoda; Arachnida; Ixodida; Ixodidae
Product: juxtaposed with another zinc finger protein 1
Exons: 6
Coding region: 101-886 (261 amino acids)
Cellular component (GO): nucleus
Source: RefSeq, a predicted model, not a curated record
UGGGCGCGGAUUCCGGCGCACCGUGCUACAUAUCGUCUGCGCCGGUGCACGGGUCGCCGCUUCCCAUAAGAUGUAAAGCGCUUCGGGCUGCGUACGUGUGAUGGCGGUAUUCCUAAUCAACAAUUGCAAAUUCAAUGGUUGCGGCCUGACGUUCCCAACACUACGAGAGCUCAUUUUGCACAUCGAAGACACGCACAUAGAUAACGACCCAAGACUACUAGAAAAGCAAGAACUGCAGCCACCUUCGUGCCUUCCUGUCAGCUGCGUCCUUAGGGUUUUCACGGAAGGUUCACGCGUGGAGCCACUCGGGACGAUCCGCAAGAGGCAGCGGACGCUGUCACCGGCGUCGUCGAUUUGCAGCAAUACGCCAACAGGGAGUGAGAUGGAUGAAGAGGAGAUGAGUAGCGAAUCCGACGACAGCAACGACUCGUGGACUACGCAGAACGAGUUCAUUUCGGAGUUCAUAAUGAGGAUGAUGAGCAGCGCGGGAUCGACGGAAGAGAAGCCGUUUGCUUGCCCUGUUCCGGGAUGCAAGAAGCGCUACAAGAAUGUCAACGGCAUCAAGUACCACGCAAAGAAUGGGCACAAGAAGGAAGCCAAGGUCAAGAAAGGCCAUCGUUGUCACUGUGGGAAAAGUUACAAGACUGCACAGGGCCUGAGGGCGCACUCACUCUCCCAGCACUCGGCCGACUCCUCUCAGUCGGCCAGAUACUCGGAUUUCUCCUCGGCACUCGGCUCUGGCGGUGGGGGUCACGUGUCGACGUCGCGGCUGCACGCCGGCCCACUUCCUGUCAUGUCUCCAACGCUGCAGCAGCAUCUGUUGAGCCCCCUGGUCAUGAGGCCGGCCGUUGCGUCGACCUUCGCUUCGGUCAGUGCAGAAGGUUGACGCCCUCGAUGGAGCUGCUACAAAGUUUCGUGCUUUGGCACAGGCACCUUUCAUGGCGAGUGGACUGAUGAUUUACGUGGCGCCGCUGCAAGAUUGGGUGGGCGACAUACUGUCAGCCAAAUGCCUCCUGUCGUCGAGUCGUUUUGGCGCGUUGCUCUCUUCUCCUUGUGUUCAAUUUCAAAGCCGCGGUUUCGACUUGUUGCAGACAUUUGAGAACUCUGCGAAAGCUCGUGUGCUUACAGGCGGUGCUUGAUUUAAAGAUCAGGUGGGCAAUAUCUUCUUUUUUUCUUGCGUAGAACAAAAGCGUUUAUAUGCCGUCUACACUGCAACGGCAACCACGCGGGCAAGACGUUGUGUUCUGAAUUUAUCUAGAAAGGGGCCCCACUCUAUUAUUUCUUCUUGGGUUUGAUAAUGUUUUCGUGUGACUCUUUUGAGUGGCACAAGACUGUUUGCAAGGGCAUUGGUAACUGAGCAGAUCGUGCCUGAAAAAGCUUGCUACAUUUCUUUUGUCAUUUAGUAGUUCAUUCGUUAAGAGAAUAAACGGGUAAUGUGUUGAGAAGUCAUGUUGCUGCAGCCUUCGAUCUUUCAUUUUUCAGUUUUUUUUAUAAUACUUGCUAACAAAACAGUAGUUUGUCUCUGGAAACAUUGCAGACAGUUUUUCUUUAUAGUUGGAGGUGGCUCGCAUCAUGCACCUAGUAUUAGAUUCAGUGAUCUCAUCAAAAUGUCCAAAAACUACUACUUUUUGGCACUGGUUGUGUUGAACUGGAGGCAGGCAUUUUUUUUAUCUUCAUUGCACGUGGUUCGAGAAUCAAGGGCCUACGGUUUGUUAUCCCGAGAUAUACAAAGUGAGCUUCAACUCGCUUUGUGGAGCACAGCCUAAUGAUUCGGGUCAUUCUCAUGGGACUCCUCAAAUGUACGCGAGAGCGAAUAUUAUUUUUCAAGAAUGCAGCAUAUUGUGACGGAACUAGUGCAGAAACCGACCAUUCUUGGAAACCAGCACUUUUUGUGUUCUGUUUAGAGAUAAGGCAACAGCGUUGCUUUACUCUGCUGUGAGCAAUAUUUAAAGUGCACUUUGUGUGGCCUUCUUGCAUUUCAAGCACUAAUACAUGCAUCCUAGUGGCCUAUGCCUGUAAACGCAGUUCUUGCCCAACCCUUGUAAAAAGAAUAGACUAGCCCUCUGAAACUCAAUUUUGGUACCUUCGUUAUUGUUUGCUUGCCAACUGCGCACUUGUUACUUACGUUUUCAUCAAUGUCUUUUCUCCCAGUUUGUGUUGUUCAAGUGUAAUGCUUUCAGUCUAAGUGUAUGGCCGUUGCUAAUGAAGUUCAGUGCGGCCUUGCAUAAUUAGUUUUUGUUAUUGGCACGGAAAUGUUGCACAGUUCACAUGAACUGUGCAUGUAUUUCAUAAAAUAGUACAAAAGAAACACUGGGAAUUAUUGAAAUGCGUGAUGUGGGUUUUCUCAACAGAGAUGUUUAGAAGCCUUAGCUUACAGCUAGAAUAAGCUCGUGUUUGCGCCCUCCUACCUAGAAGACAAGGUUGCAUUGUUAUCGGCUUCCAAGUGCUGGUCCAACACGAUCACUCGUCGUAAUUUGAGACAUUCUUGAACAAAACCUGCAUGCGACGUGGCGGUGCAUGGGCCAUGCCGGCACUAGCGAAGAACGCUUAGUACCUGCAAUGAACCACUCUUGGGGCCGUACUAUGUAGUUGAGUUUCCAGACCAAACGCACCCUCAGCUCUUGUUUUCGUGGACUGUAAUUGUCGGUGGAAACAACCGUGCCUAGGCCUAACUGGCUUUCUGCAUUUCGGUAGAGCAGUUGAAGUCGAGUUGUUGCGGCGUUCUGUCGUCGAGUCAGGCGUUGCAGUUUCUGCAGCCAAAAUGUGCAAGGAAACUCGCGUGUAACGGAUGUAUCGUUGCCUACCGUGCGUCGUGUGCCUCAUUAGACGCUCUCGUCAUGUAUGCUUCCAGAGACAGUAGUGAGAUGGGUUUGCACGCUCAAAGUAGACAAAGUGUUGAAAGCCUGGUGGCACACUUUUUCGCCGUUCGUGCAGAACUAUGUCAACGGGUCCUGCUUCAAAAGCUCUGUACCUGUAGAGUGUGGGCCACAGCCUGUUUGGCAUUGAGGACUUAAUGCUGGCUACAAGGACUCUCUCGCAAUUCAGUGAUGAAUCUUUUUUGACGAGAGUUUGUAUCCCAAGUAGCACAAAGUAGGACUAACUUAAGAUCAUAUUGCUGGGUCUUUGUUGAGACUGUAAUGAAUUUGCACUCUGUGCUACUUGCAAGAUGGGUUGGAGAGUCCCCUUUUGUGAGGGUGUUACAUUGUUACAUGGAACAAGCUUCAGGGCUUGUAACUCGAGAGCCCGAGCCGUUGUUUGUUCAGCUAGGAUUGUGGAAUUUGCCGCAUUUCAAACAAUUUGAAAAUGGACGCUUUGAUGUUGAGAUUGCCGAGAAGUGUACACGCAUUUUGGCCACUGUCAUCUUGCCGCACGUUGACCUGUCACUGGAGAUGUCCUUGUUUUUUUCAAUUCUCCAGCAGUGUUGGGGCACUGCUAGAAAUUUGUUUGUUCUUUGUACCAAAGAUAUCCGGUGAAUGUAAUAUGUUUUUUAUGUGUUGAUUAUGUGGUUGUAUUGUUGCCAAGUUGUGUUUAGAAAAAAAAAGUUUUGCACCUUUCACCGUACUCUUGCAACUUUCGAGAUUGAGAAACGCUUCUGCCCAAAUGGCUAUCAAAGUUGUGCGACGUCACACAUACUUUGAUAGUAUGUGUGACGUAUGUUUGAUAGUAUGUGUGACGAGCCUGCGCUGUUAAUUGUAAUUUUUGCCUUUUCUGUUUUCUUUCGUGAUCGCUUUCAAGGUCACAUUCUACUUCUUCUCUUCAGCACUGUUGUCUGCUUUAUAGCCGUUCUGUCGUCGUUAUGUUGUUUUGGCGCUGGCCAGUGUUGUCAGCAGCACCAGUGAACAAAGAAAAAAAGACUAAAAAAAAGAACCCCACCUUUGUAAUGCUUUCUGUGUGCGCUCUAAUAAGCUACGGGGGCCAUUGUUUGGAAGAACAGCAAUAGUGUGUAGUCUACAGUAUCUUUGCUAACAUGACAGGCAUGUUAUUCCUUUGCCACAGCACUGUUUACUAGUUUUAAAAAGUGUCAACGAUGGUACCGCGUUUCCUGUCGAUAAGGGAAGCUGACAUAUGAAUAACUCUUCCGGCUAAAUGGUUUGCUCACUCUAAAUUCAGUCUGCUAUUGUAUUUUUCAUAAAACUUGUAUUUUGUAGUGCAUUUUCUGCUCUGCUCGGGGAACUUAGUUGCCUGCUUAAGGCAGAGUACAUCCAAAGUAUGCGUUUCCCACAGCAGUGCCAUACCAAAUUAAAGUUUCUCAGUGAAAGGAUUGGUGUCGUCUGUUCCAGCGUAGUCUUUUUGCCACCCCCUAGCAGACGACGCAGCCUGAAACGUUUCUCAUUGUGCUGGCAACAGAUGGUGCUACCUUUGCUUCUACCGAGAAACUUUAUAUUUGCCUGGCAUAAGGGCCUAUGAUGUGUACCUUAGUUAUGUUGGACGAAACUAGCAAUUGCUGCAUCCAGACACGGUACGAAAUAGUCAUAAUGCAGUUCUCAGCUUUCGCAUUAGUGAGCUUGAUUUAGCCAGUUUUAGCAGGCUGUGUUAUUGUGGCAACAUUCCAUAUCUGUGCCCACUUCGUGCUGCACCUGUAACCUCAUGGCUUGUCUCAAAGAAUCUCGCAGCAGCAGUUAUCUUUCCUUUUUUUCACAUCGCCUGUCGAGGAAUUCAUAAAGUCAUCCUGGUUAUGGCAAAUUCUUGUUCUGCCGUAACUGUGCCCUGAAUGUGAUAUUGCGUUAGACUUUGUGGUGCAUUUAUGUGGCUUCUCUGUCCUCCAUUGUAUGUAUACCUAAGGCUGUCUUGCCACUGCAUGAAAAUUUCUUCCCUGCUUACAUUAUUUCAUUUCUAAAACCCGAUAUGUGUUCCACUUCUGGCUUGUUGUCUCCUGUGGGGAGGUGUUCAGCUGUUCCACUUUUGUUCCAGUUGGCAUUUUUCAUUGCUGCUUCUUGAGGUCCGUUGUGCCUGUCGGGCGGCCUGUAUCUGUGCAGUCUAGACAUUGUUGCUCUUGGUUUAUACAUAGGAUUGUAUGAGGCGGUUCAGGUCAAAGUGCAGCACAGACUGGUUUAAACAGAAACACAUAAGUAGUAUUCAAAUUGGCUAUUUAAAGGGAUACUGAACAGGACUUUUGCUGCCUAGAUUUUCUGCCAAAUUGAAAGGUUUGGUACUGACACUGGUUCACACAACCUUGUUUUCCGGCUCAAACUAGCGUGAAUAAUAAAUUUACUGCGUUAUUCACAAACUGCAGUGUCUAGCGACCGCGCCGUGAACUAGAAGUGGGGACGUUUAACUCGGCAGAAAGGGGCAUGCCAACCGUGCUUGCGUCAUAAUUGCUCACCCAUCGGCAUUGCCAGCCAUCACCCGUGUUUCUCAACCUGCUUCACUUUGUGUACGGUACUUAGAACCAGUCCAAAUGGUAGCAAACAGGGCUCCCAGGUGGGGCACAUCUCGGCACCUUUGUGGGAGAGUGGUACGUAAAGGAGAGGCGGAGAAGGACAGGAAAGCGCGCACCCUGCUUCUGCCGCUGGAACGCUUGCCACGGUCUUCAGCGCACAGCUCCACACACUCUGGCAUGCAGCCGCCACAAUCCGAGCUCACAAUCCUUCGAAGAUACAGCCAUCUGUUCGAAAUUAUGUCAAAUAAACACUGUUUAUCGGAGCGGUCACGCCUUCAGAGUGGACUUUCGAUGCUUUCGGCAUUUUUUCAUAUCUUUUUUCAGUAUCCCUUUAACGAAAUUGUUUAACUUUGGGAAGGUUCAAAGGUUACCCUCCACCAUUCUAAUGUGUGCCUGCUGUAAAUUUUUUUAAAAGUUUGUACGCUACAUUUGCGAAAAUACCAAAAUUACAUUCAAAUGUAAAAUGCUGUCAAAGCCCUAUUUGUUCCAUAUACCUACAGAUUACUUUUAGUAAUAUGUACACCUUUGUUUUUGUUACCUUUGGAUAGGUUUCUGUGUGUAAUGUUUCGCUUGCAUGUUUUGAAUUACCAAGAUUUGAGAGCUACAAAUUUGAUUUUGAAUGUCGACAAAAGGUGUCAUUUAGUAACGCUACAUUUAGUCACUAGUGAUUGCACAAAGAAAUUUUGUGCAAGGAUAACACGUUUGCCUCAGUUUAGUAUUCUCAGCCCCAACUUUGCAGCCAGCACUCACAGUUGAAAAAUCUGGAAUGACUAACGCUGUGUUAAUGACAUUUUGUUCUUGCGGAGACUGUAACAGCAGUCCUGUGAGCUCGCCAGAUUGUACUUAUAACUGGAUUUGGGACGGUCUUGUGUUGGAAACCUCUUGCAUGUGUAUUGGAGUUUGGCACUAAUUCAGAACUUGGCAUGCUGCGUUUUUCAUGCCUUAGCAUUUUUGUCUUUAUUUUUACUGCGAAGCGAAUGCAAAUGGUGAGCAAGCUGUGUGGAGCGAAUAAUGUACACAGCACAGAUCGUGUAUUUUUUUUUCUGGGAACCGGACAGUCAAUGUAUAAAAAAAGAGAAAUUGUUGCAAAAAUAAGGCAAUAAAGAAUUGGUUGCA